GAGGCGAUGGUGAGAAUAAAAAGAGUAUGUGAAGCUCUGCCCCAACCUUUUUCUACAGAAUCCACACUUUGUGUCAAUUUAGGGAAUGCCGUAUGCCCGAGGCUGAUUUGAAUCGCAGUGACACAGACUCUCAGAUAGACAAAGCGAAAGAAGAGAGCUGCUUAAUCCUACUGGAAGAAUCUGAAUGAUACGUGCCGGAGAAGAACCACACCUUUUACGGCGUGUCGGUUUUUGAUUCCACGGCCAAGAGUGGCUCGCCGCAUUUGAGAACCCGAAGAAGAAGAAGAAGCUAGAGACGAAGGAGAAGCGGAAAUUGCGGAGGAUUGCGGUUGGAAUCGUCGCCGUGGAUGGUGAAAUUUACGGUGGUAUGAUAUCGGAUUAGGAGGCGAGAGCGAGAGAGAGAGAGAUGGCGUACGCCGGAAAGAAGAGAUGGAGAGGUUUGGUGGUAGGAGUCUUAGGCCUCGUUUUGCUUUCUAUGCUCGUUCCUCUUCUCUUCCUUCUCGGUAUUCACAAUGGCUUUCAAGGAUAUGGUUCGGAGCAGCCUAAUUCGCCUACGCAUACUACACCAAUCAUCAUCAAUACCAAUUCUAAUCAAGCCGAGGAGGAUCAUGUAAAGCGUGUAGAGAAUCUUGUGAAACAGCUUGCACCACCAAUUUUUCAGGAAAUACUAAAGAAUAUCUCACACAAAGCUGAAAAUAAAACCAAAAAUCAGGUUACCGUGCAGAACAAUGAAGGAGGAAAAGGGUUUCCAGCCCCGCCUCAGGACGUUCCACAAUCCCCUUCUCUAAAAAAUAACUCUAAAGUUGAUGAAAAAGUUGAAAUGAUUGAUUAUGCCAAAGGUGGUAUUGAUGAAAGUGGAAAGUCAUGUGAAUUGAAAUUUGGGAGUUACUGCCGUUGGCGGCAAGAACAUAAAGAAGAAAUGAAGGAUUCUAUGGUGAAGAGAUUGAAGGAUUCACUAUUUGUGGCAAGAGCAUAUUUUCCUACCAUUGCAAAACUUCCAUCUCAACGCAAGUUCUCUGGUGAAAUGAAACAAAACAUUCAAGAGCUGGAGAAAGUUCUUAGUGAAAGUACUACAGAUGCUGAUCUUCCAUCACAGAUUGGGAAGAAGCUUGAGAGGAUGCAUGCUGUGAUAGCUAAAGCCAAAACCUUCCCUGUGGAAUGUCAUAAUGUUGACAAGAAGCUGAGACAAAUAUUUGAUAUGACUGCAGAUGAAGCUAAUUUCCACAUGAAACAAAGUGUCUUCCUCUACCAACUUGCAGUCCAGACUAUGCCAAAGAGUCUCCACUGCUUGUCUAUGAGACUGACUGUGGAAUUUUUCAGAAAUCCUGUUUAUGAUAAGGAGUCUCUAGCGAGCAAAUUCAAUGAUCCUGCAUUGCAGCACUAUGUCAUACUCUCCACCAAUGUACUUGCAUUAUCAGUUGUAAUCAACUCAACUGUAAUGCAAGCAAAAGAAAGUGGAAAACUGGUUUUUCAUGUGCUGACGGAUCAACAGAAUUACUUUGCGAUGAAACUAUGGUUCUUUAGAAAUACUUACAAAGAAGCCAUAGUUCAGGUGUUAAACCUGGAGGAGCUUGACAGCCGCAAAUUAUACCUGUCGUUGCCUGUGGAGUUCCGUGUUUCCUUUGGCAUUGGCGCUGAAGCUAGAACGGAAUACUUAUCUAUUUUUUCUCAUUCACACUAUCUUCUUCCUGAGAUAUUCCCGAAUUUGGAGAAAGUUGUGGUUUUGGAUGAAGAUGUUGUUGUACAGCAGGACUUGUCUACACUUUGGAGCCUUAACAUGGAAGGAAAAGUUAAUGCUGCUGUACAGUUCUGCUCUGUGAAGUUGAGUAAUCUUAUGAAGAGAUUCACUGGUGAGAACAGUUUUGAUAAAACCUCAUGUGCUUGGAUGUCUGGAUUGAAUGUCAUUGAUCUGGUUAAGUGGAGAGAACUUGAUCUCACUGAAACUUACCGAAGGUUUGUAAAUGAGGUGAGCACGCAAGAGGAACUAAAUGAAGCUGUUGCACUGUAUGCUAGCUUGCUAACCUUCAAGGACUUGAUUUAUCCUCUUGAUGGUGUGUGGGCUCUCUCCGGACUGGGUAAUGACUAUAAUAUAGAUAUGUCUGCAGUAAUAAAAGCUGCGGUGCUGCACUACAACGGAAAGAUGAAACCUUGGCUUGAUUUAGGGAUCCCAAAAUAUAAGGUUUUCUGGAAGAAAUUUCUGAACCGAGACGAUCAGUUCUUAACUGACUGCAAUGUGAAUUCAUAGUGAGCUGAUUGCCCUUGUUUACUGCUAUAGAUUCUCCAGAACAUGGGGACUGAGAAGCACUAACCAGUCGAUAUCUAUUCCGUGGGUGCCUAAAUUUUUUUAUCAGGCUUCCAAAGCAUAUUUGAUUCUGUGGAAGCAAUAGCCGCGCUGGGUUUCACAAACACAUAGUUGUAAUUUUUUGGUAAAUAAAAGGACCUUAAAAAUUUAUUUUUCUUUCUGGAAGAGCAGAAGGAUGGCAGCUUAAGCUUGGAGUUACCGGAUUUGGGGAUCGAAGGUGAUUUGAUGGACAACCAAGUCCCAGGGAGUUAUUUGAAGAAAAAUUUUGCUUAGUGGAAAAGCCGUGCAGCAAAUAAUUUUGUUUGUCCAAUGUGAUUCAAAUACCAUUCGUGAUAUAAUUGACUGUCGGUUGAGAAAGCGAGUAGUCUUGUGCCUACCAGAGAAAUCAUUCUUCCUUUUGACUUUUGGGCUUGUAUUUUAUUUUUGAGCUUUUGUUUAUCUUAGGUGAUUUCAAAUCCCUAUUUUUUUCCUCUAUAUACUGUAUCAGUUCUGUGAAACAAAUCAAUUCAAUUUGCCUUGCCAAAAUUGGGCAUUGUCAAUUUUCUCUUUUUCA
This is a messenger RNA of Rosa chinensis, 2855 nucleotides long. RefSeq names its product probable galacturonosyltransferase 7. The transcript is spliced from 10 exons. The coding region runs from base 407 to 2245 and encodes 612 amino acids. NCBI's taxonomy places the organism in Eukaryota, Viridiplantae, Streptophyta, Magnoliopsida, Rosales, Rosaceae. The record is from RefSeq and is a predicted model, not a curated record. Gene Ontology annotation, molecular function: polygalacturonate 4-alpha-galacturonosyltransferase activity.